Dendronephthya gigantea is the source of this 1367-nucleotide messenger RNA. RefSeq names its product TNF receptor-associated factor 3-like. The record is from RefSeq and is a predicted model, not a curated record. Gene Ontology annotation, cellular component: plasma membrane signaling receptor complex. The transcript has 3 exons. NCBI's taxonomy places the organism in Eukaryota, Metazoa, Cnidaria, Anthozoa, Malacalcyonacea, Nephtheidae. The coding region runs from base 341 to 1348 and encodes 335 amino acids. Gene Ontology annotation, biological process: protein K63-linked ubiquitination; regulation of canonical NF-kappaB signal transduction; positive regulation of JNK cascade. Gene Ontology annotation, molecular function: protein binding.
GAAGUCCUAUGUUUUGAACAGCUUCAUGAGAGAGUACUGAAAUACUUUAACUUGGUAUAGAGUUCACCGACACAGGUGUUGACAGAAACUCUCCAACGUGACUCCCUUCCACACCUUCUCAUUCCCCGGUUGAAUAUCUCACAACAGUUGGUGGUUAAUUAAUCAAUCCAAAGAAGCUUAUAAACUCUCAUAUUUCCCUUGUUUUUCAUUUAGUCAACAGCUACGAGGUCAACAGUAAACGUGUGACUAUCCACCAACAUUUUUAUACUUGGCUCACGAGAGAUUUGUGCGCUUUCACUUCACCGUCAUUUGAGAGUUGACAACAGAAGAUUGACGAGACAUGGAUGAUGAAGACAAAUGGCUUUUAGCGAUUGAUAUAUUUGACGAGCCUCGCAUCGACACAUCUUCUGUGGAAGUUUCAUGCAAGUUUUCGCAGUUUGGCUGUCAGUUCAAGGGUGUAAAAGCAAGUCGUGAGAUGAGAGAACACAUGAAGAGCAAGUCACAACAUCAUCUUUCUCUGAUGCGUCAGGUUGUGAAAUACCAAGAAGAGAGGAUCAAAAAACAACAUGAAAUAAUCGCAAAACACGAAGGAUAUCUAACAAACAUCAUGCAGGUUAUCAAAGACUACAAAGAACAGUUUGAAGAACAAAGAAAACAAGUUAAUAGCCAGAAAACGAUGUUGAAAGAUAUUCAACACGAUAUGACUAAACUAAGAGCAACCUCACGAAAACAAAACAAAAAUCUCUCGGAGACAAUCGAAGAAUUAAGCGGAAAAUUCGAUCAAUUUUUAUUGGAUUACUCCGCCUCCAAAGCUUGCGAUGAUCUUCAGAAAAGCGAGCGCUAUGGUGAGCACUUAUGGAUAAUUAGGAACUAUUCAAGACGUCUGAGACGAAUUCAGUUAGGAAAGUCUGAUGAUCCUAUUAGAAGUGACCCCUUUUAUACCGGUUCACCUGGUUAUCGAUUAUGUACAUGGGUCUAUUUGAAUGGUCGGGAAAAGAGCCUCGGAGGUGCGAUAUCUGUAUACGGAAAAGUCAUGGCCGGGGAUUUUGAUUCUAUCCUACGCUGGCCCAUAAGACCACAGUUCACAUUCACGCUUUAUCAACAAAAUUGUGGCGAUUCAGAGCGAAAGGACAUCGUCAGACGUCGACGAGUUCACGAAAUUAAACGAGAUCGCGACGAGAAGAGUACUAUUACCCGAAGCAACGGCGGUAUUCCACGACCACUUGGCGAUGACAGAUCGAUUAUUGUCGGAUUUGAUAACUUUGUCACACACGAAGAACUGCACACGUGUGGCUUUUUGAAAGGUGAUAAUAUCUUUCUGAAGGUUGAAGUGGAAAUUAAUGUCUAAAUAGUGAAGAAACUGUAUU